AUGACACGCACUUACCGGAAAUCACCCACAGACGAAGGUACUUCUCAUGUUCGUCUGCAGGACUUGUUCCGAGUGGGCGUAAGACCGGUUGUUCCGUUGUUGCCGUAUCCGAUGUGGUGUGUCGCAGCAUGCUAUAAAUGGACAUUUACGAUCAUCAGUGAACACUGUGUCACUCAUCAGAUCGGAAAGGAUCAUAUGAUGCCUGGACGGUUUGUAUUGGCCACCGCCAUUUUCCUGGUCGUUUUCGGGUGCCAUUUGUCAUCUAUCAACGCAAGCAAACUUCAGCGGCCCAAACGAUGGGCUUGGCACGAAAUCCAGAAAUGUGGCAAAAUACAAGGUUACAGCUGUAUGAAUCAUUCAAUGUGCCAAGAGAAAUAUGGUCGGGAUGACAUGAUGUGCUUUGAAGUCUAUCCCUGCCUUAGCUCGUGUAUUUUUGCCGCUCAGCUCAUGAAUAUGGAACUCUUGAAGCAGCAUAUCAAGCAAGUGGUCUACGACGGUAUACCACUGAACACACAUCCAGACCCCGUGGGCUAUAUCAGGUCAAUGAAUCAGAAGACCGGACAAACAGGCACCAGAGGAUGGAGACGGUGACGAUUUUUUGGGCCACACUUCUGUGGACCUGUGUACACUUUGGACCGCUCGUGCAGCUAAAAGAAAUGCUGAAAACGCU
Molecule: messenger RNA, 670 nt
Organism: Opisthorchis viverrini
Lineage: Eukaryota; Metazoa; Platyhelminthes; Trematoda; Opisthorchiida; Opisthorchiidae
Exons: 3
Coding region: 1-591 (196 amino acids)
Source: RefSeq, a predicted model, not a curated record